This is a messenger RNA of Doryrhamphus excisus (bluestripe pipefish), 3086 nucleotides long. RefSeq names its product PHD finger protein 21B (gene phf21b). The record is from RefSeq and is a predicted model, not a curated record. Lineage: Eukaryota; Metazoa; Chordata; Actinopteri; Syngnathiformes; Syngnathidae.
AUCACCAUUGACAGCCGAAGCACAACUUUUCCCCAGGCAAAGUGAAAUUAAGCCGCGGACUCGGACAAAAUAUAGUUCCCGUUUUGAAACUAAAUUUAUCGAAAGAACGCGAAGAUUCCCCCCCGUCGGACUUCUCUACGUUCGCCUGCCACCCGGGGAGGAUCCGUCCGGGGUCUGACGCCUUUUCUGUCGGCUUCGGACCACUUUUCAAGACGGGCGGAAAGUCGGUGAUGAGUCCCAGGCUGUAAAAGAAGCGAGAACUUGCUUUCCUUGUCGAGUAGUUCUUCUUUCGAUUGUUAUUGUCGCUGAAAAAUCUUCAAUUCACUGAAAGUUCGCGUCGCUCGCGUCGAAAGUGGGAGCAAAGUGCUUUUGUCGACGGAACAUGGAAGUACAAGGCCUGCAAGAGGCGCUGAAAGUAGAGAUCCAAUGUCAUCAGAACCAGACGCUGUGCAAAGGCCUCAACGAGCUUCAGAACGGACAGCUUGCAGUCAGAAGUUGCCCCGUAGGGACCGCCAAGCCGCUGUCUCUCAUCAAGCCCCCCAGCCAGGGCAUCGCCAUCUCCGUGGUUCCAACCAAGGCUCCGGUUUCCAUGGUGACGGCACACAUUAACGGACAGAAGGCGGCGAGCUCGGAGCCGCUGCAGACGGCACCCAUCAACCUCCAGACGGGUGGCAGGGCGGCGGUGGCGGUCGGCGUCCACCCGGUGAGCAGCAGGAGACCCGGAGAGCUUCCUCCCUCUCAGAUGUUCACCUCCCUUCCCAUCAAGGUGCCUCAAGUCAGCUCCCUGCACCGACUGGCCGGGCACGCCGCCACCCUGCUACCUCAGGUCAGGCCAAAGACCCGGAUCCCCGACAGCCUUCCCCACAGUCCCUGCCAGGAGCCCCCCCAGUCCAUCAGCCAGCCCAGGACCACCUCCGUGCCCAGCCCCAAGAACCCGGGCCCCACCCUGCCCACCCCCAACUGCACGCUCGGCCCCGACCACCCGCCUCACGGUCAGAGUCACACCGCGUCGGCGCCCGUGGCUCCGCCCUUCGGCCUGCCCGGCAGCGCCGGCUCCGGGAGCCCCUCCCAGCACGCCUCGGCGGGGCCCGGUGUGGCCUACGCCAUCAUCGCAGCCCCUCCCGCCACCUCCGCCAACGGCGUGUCCACCGUCACCGAGGCGGUCAAGGUGAUCAUCAUCCAGCCUCAGGCCCCCGGCAACAGCGAGGGCUGCCAGGCCCCCCUCCCGUCACAAGAGGCUCCCACCUCCCCCUCCCACAAGAAGGAGGAGGAGGAUCCAGAGAAAAUCUCCUUCAUGGUGGCGCUGGGCCUGGUCACCAACGAGCAGCUGGAAGAGAUCCAGAUGAAGAGGCAGGAGAGGAAGAGGCGGAGCACGGCUAACCCCGCCUACAGCGGCCUCUUUGAACCGGAGCGCAAACGUCUGACGUCGCAUUACCUGAACAGCUCCCUCUUCCUGUCGGCGCGAGACUCUGAGGAUUUCUGCUGGAAGGAUGACGUGGAGCACGACGAGCACUGCGCCGUGUGCAAAGAGGACGGCGAGCUGCAGCCGUGUCACAACUGCCCCCGCGCCUUCCACCCCGACUGCCUCCAGCCGCCCCUGAAGACGCCCCCCAGGGGCCCCUGGUACUGCCCCAAGUGCCAGAAGAAGGUUCUGAACAAGGAGAACAUGUCCUGGCCUCACAACUUCGUGCAGUCCUACGUCACGCAUAAAACAGUGCGGCAGGAAGAGAAGCGGCGUCUGCUGCGGCGAAACAACGAGUUGAAGAAGGAGUGCGCUCACCUGGAGGAAGAGGACAAGAAGCUCAACAAGACUCUGAAACGCUGCAUGGAGCGACGGGACGGCCUGGCGGCGCAGCAGCGGGACACCAAGGCGUCGCUGGAGCGCCUGAAGGCCCUCAUCAAGCUCAUCCAGGUCACCAUGACGACCACCGCCACCGUCGCCGCCUCGCUGCUCUCGCCGUCGUGGAUCAAAAGCGGCCCCGCCGCGGCAGCCGCGCCCCUCCAGCCCUCCCGCGGUCAGGAUGACGUCACCAACUAGCCCCGCCCCCACCUCGGCGCUUUUCUUUUUCGGUGGAACAAAAGAAGCGAGAAGUAUUUCUAAACACCUCCAGUGCUUACGAGAUUUGAGUUUUUCUUUUUCUUCUUCUUCAUGUUGUUGGCCUUAACGUAUUUCCUGUCCCACAUGCUCUAGUCUGCCACGCCCACCCCUAGUGGCGCCACGCGGACGCGCAUGCGCUCCUGACGUUUGCCAAAAGCUUUCAGGACAAGGUUUGUUGUUUUCUUCAGUAUUAUAGAGCUAAAGAAGAAAGUAUUUAAGAGCAAAGUACGCUAAUUAGCAUUUUAGGGGAGAUUUUGUAGUAUUUUCAUUGAUGCCUGAGAUCAUUGUACAUACGUCGUCUUCAUCAUCAUCAUCAUCGUGGUGCACAAACCAAUGACCUUCAGUGACCUUGAGCAGCUUUGGUCACGUGAAGCGUGUGCGUAAGAAUCACUCUUAUAUGCCAAAAAGUCCACAGGAAGUCGUCAUAUCAACAAGCCUCCUUUUUCUACAUCCUCACGCCUCGCCACGCUUUUUCUACACGCCACCAGGAGGCGCCACAAACACGCAAGCGUGGCGCGCACGUCUUCCCGCCGCCGCCGCCGCUUGCCGACGAACAAAUGCCUUCAGUGUGUCCUGUGACCUUUGACCGGGUCACGCUCCAAAAUACACGUCGACGUAGGCCGCGUGCAACAGUGCCCCCUAUAGCAAAGCAAGUGUUAGCACCUCCCACGUGGAGGGCGAGACACGUGACGCAUAUCCAUACACGUAACGUGACGUGACGUGACGUUCCUGGUCCGUCUUCUCCGGGAGAAACUGUGCCGUGAUGAAACAGAUCUAUUUUACUAGAGCACACCUUUGAACAAAGAACACUAAAGUUGUUUUCUAUUCUUUUACGGAGCAGCAAAAACAAUACAUGUCCUGAGGCCACCAGGAGGCGCUGCCGAGGCGGGCUCCGACGUUUGGUUGUGGUUGGUUUUGUCUUAAAUAUGCCAAUGUAGUAGUUGACUUUUUUCUACCGACUUCGUACAAAAAGAUUCACGAAUAAACA